This is a messenger RNA of Pisolithus orientalis, 840 nucleotides long. Its product is annotated as ribosomal protein L5 domain-containing protein. Lineage: Eukaryota; Fungi; Basidiomycota; Agaricomycetes; Boletales; Pisolithaceae. The coding region runs from base 1 to 840 and encodes 279 amino acids. Gene Ontology annotation, cellular component: ribosome; cytosolic large ribosomal subunit. Gene Ontology annotation, molecular function: RNA binding; structural constituent of ribosome. Gene Ontology annotation, biological process: translation. The transcript is spliced from 2 exons. The record is from RefSeq and is a predicted model, not a curated record.
AUGAGCGUGGCAGCCGCAGCAGCAGCCAGCGUUGCGCCCGCUGUGCGCGCCUUCCGCAAGCCUCCCAGGAUACGCAAGUCGCUGAAGUACGAUCAACACGGUUUGCCCAUUCCUCAUGUCGACAUCGCCAUCCGUGACAUUGCUCCAUGUCGUCUGCGGGAACACUACUACACCACCCUCCAGGACGACCUCAUGUACAUGACCUACGUCCAUGAGUCUGGUCACCGUCCUCCACCUCGGCAAAUCCGUCUCAGGUUCGACCCCAAUGACCCAUACUCGAGAAACCGCCGCAACAGUCCAACUGUUGUCCAGCUCGACAGCAUAGUCCUCCACACCAUGCAAAAAGACGCAAUCAAUAACAGGAGCUCAUUGGUCGGUGCUAUUGCUGCAUUCCGUGCGCUCUCUGGAGAGACAGAAAACGGUGGAGGCAGGUCGUCCCGCGGUGGUGUGGAGAUCGUAAAGGGAAAAAAGGCAGUCAGCGGUUGGGUCCGCCCAGGCUUGCCUCUGGGUUGCAAAGUAACCCUCAAGGGUCCCAAGAUGUACGACUUCAUCGCAACCCUGACGGAAUUCGUCUUCCCGAGGAUGCGUGAGUUCAACGGCAUCGUUCUCCUACCAGCUUCUUCGACCAUGAGAACUCCAAGCGGUGUAGCAGGCGUCGUCAGCUUCGGGUUGCCUCCCGAGGCCAUGGGGCUCUUCCCUCAAAUAGAGGUCAACCUAGAUGCAUACCCCAAGCCUAUUGGGUUCCACGUACAUUUCAUCACAAAUGCGGAAGGUGCAGGCGCACAAAAUCGUGCGAGGGCACUGCUCUCAGGCUUCCAGAUUCCCUUCGCUCGCAAGUAG